Messenger RNA from Sceloporus undulatus (fence lizard), 1409 nucleotides. Its product is annotated as proline-rich protein 36-like. Bases 48 to 1283 code for a protein of 411 amino acids. The record is from RefSeq and is a predicted model, not a curated record. The transcript is spliced from 5 exons. NCBI's taxonomy places the organism in Eukaryota, Metazoa, Chordata, Lepidosauria, Squamata, Phrynosomatidae.
UUUUGUUAGCUUUGGCCCAGCUUUCUAGUCUAUUCAGGUCAUUUUGAAUGUUAUAUAGCACUUUUUGGCCCCAGAACUCCUGGAUAUUGUGUUGGGAAAUGCCUCCCGCACUGCCUUUAUGUCCUGCCUCCUGCAUGGCGCUUCCUCAACCUGCCCCUUUGCUCAUUGCUUUGAUGCCCCCCUUGAAACUCUGGCUGAUCCUUCCUCUUUCUCUCCCCACUGAACAGCAAGAGGUGGCCGCCUCAGCCUCGCAGCACUCCCACAGCCCCCGGGACUUCUUCCAGCAGCGAGAGCGUUUGGGCAGUGCCUUGGAACAGCCGUCCUCCCCGGGGGGCCAGCCAGGAGUGCCACGGCGGCCUUUCCUCCGCAUCCAGCGCAGCCUCACGGAAUCAUCCUACAUCUUCCGGCGCCCGGACCCUUCCCAGAACCCCUCUUCUUCUGGAGGCUUCCUGCCCUCCGGUCCAAGCCCUGGGGCAGCCCCUCUUCCCAGCUCCCACCAGCCCAAGCUGCCACCCCCCAUCAGCCCCAAACCUGGGCCUGGAGCCCUCCCUCGCAUCCCAGUCCCUGAGACAAGGGCUUCUCCCACCCCUCUCCCACCUGAGAAUGGGACCCUGCCGGUCACAGGGUCCAGCCCUAUGGUGGCUACUACUAGCCCUCUGGCGGAGGUCAGCACUCCUGAAAGAGGAGGAGGAGGAGGAGAGGGGUCUCCCUUCACCCCUCCCCCUGAGCUGGGUCCCCCCUCCCCUCCUGCAAGCACUGAGGUUGCCCCCCAUCUUGGUGACCCUCCCCAGGCCAGUUCUCUGCCACCACCCCACUCCCUUUCCGAUUCCCCGCAAGCAAAGGCUGCACCCCUGGGGCCAGUGAGCUCCUCCCAAGCAGAAUCUCUGCCCCACAGGGGGACCCCAAGCCCCUCGCCCUGCAGCCCAGACCAUCUGAUGGGACCCAGCCAAGCAGAGGGGCAAGGGAGCCCGUCCCUCCCCACAAAUGGCUUCCCACAGGAAGAGAGCCUUGCAACAGGUGACCCCCCAGCACCAAGUCAUGCUGAAUUGGCCCCAUCCUCUGGGCCCAAGGGGAUGAUGGGAGCUGAGGAAGAGGGUGCAUUGCCCAUGAGCCACGGACUGGGCACGGGAGAACAGGUGGACUCACCUGCUGGUGCCAAGCUCCCUGGAGCAGCACUGGGGGACCUUGGGACAGGUGUGAGGACACAAACUGAUGAUCAGCCCUCCCUUGUGGAAUGCAUAGACCAUGCUGGGGACCCCACCUUGCAGGCAGCAGAGGCUUGACUCCACCACUUGCACCCACACAUGCAUGCACUCACACAACACACACACACACCCUUCCAGGUUCCUUCUGCUUCAAGAGUCCCCCUCCAGCUGCAGCCUCCUCCCCAAUAAAGCAUAAAUGGUCCA